Messenger RNA from Oldenlandia corymbosa var. corymbosa, 642 nucleotides. The record is from the annotation of a GenBank genome assembly. NCBI's taxonomy places the organism in Eukaryota, Viridiplantae, Streptophyta, Magnoliopsida, Gentianales, Rubiaceae.
AUGGCUGCUGGAGUUGGUGUCCCAAUCCCAUUAGUGGUAGCAUUCCUUUUGGUUUCUUUCUUUGCAGCCUCUUGCCAUGGUGGUGUUAGCUUCAAGUCUCUUCAAUCUAAGAGAACUCUGAUUGUCAAAGCUGAUCCUAAACCAGGACAAGUUUUGAAAGCUGGGGAAGACAAAAUCACAGUGGCAUGGUCAUUCGACCAGUCGUUCCCGAACGGGACAGAUUCAGCUUACAAGACUGUUAAGGUGAAGCUCUGUUAUGCUCCGGUGAGCCAGAAAGACAGAGCAUGGAGAAAGACGGUGGAUGAUUUGGAGAAAGACAAGACUUGCCAAUUCAAGAUUGUUGCAAAGCCAUAUAAUCCUUCCAACAACACGUUUACCUGGAGUGUGGAGAGGAGUAUUCCGGGUGCUUUCUAUUUCGUGAGAGCCUACGCCUUUAAUUCUGCUGAGGAACAGGUUGGUUUUGGCCAAACAGUUGAUGAUCCCAAAGGGAACAAUCAACCCUUCUUUGAGAUCGACGCGAUCACUGGCCGCCAUCUCUCGCUUGAUAUCGCCGCCGUCUGCUUCUCUGCGUUUUCCGUCUUGUCCUUGUUCGGUUUCUUCGUCGCCGAGAAGCGAAAGGCCAAGGCACACCAGCAGAAGUGA